UCUACAACAAUCGCCUUUAUUGCUGGUAAAUUAUGUAGGUUACCGUAUGUUGGGGGUUAAUAUUAAAUUUAGCCGUUUUCAUUAUUUAGGCUAAAAAUGGCUGAUUUGGGUGUUUACAAACUGGACAACGGAGAAAGUUUUCCUACGAAUUGUUUCCCGAUAAGGUCAUUUCAUCAGAGUAAAGAAGGAGCAGGACAUUGGUUAAUUGCCCAAAGAGUGAGUGUGGAGGACCGGUACAAGAUCCUUAAGCAACCAACAUCAGUAGAACACUUAAGCACAGCACCAUCGGGUCAGUCUGAAUGCAAAAGUCUUGAGCAAAGGACAAUAAAAUGUUCUGGAAACACUUUAAAUGGACAGAUUUUGCUGGCUCUACACUGUGUGGACAGACCAUCUGAUCUUUGCUCUGUGGACAUAAGUGAAAAAAAGCUGGAGUCGGUUACACUAGAAGGGUUGGAGGAAUUUGAUAAUGUUGCUUACAUUAAUGCUUCAGACAACUUUUUAACCCUAGAGGCUUUUAGCAGGUUUCCUGCACUGAGGGAACUGGAGUUGUUGCUGAAUGGUCUCAGCACUGUGGAAGUUAAUGCUGUAGAUUUUCCGAGAUUAGAGGUCCUGGACCUGUCCUAUAAUAAUUUAUCAAGUAAUAGUAUAUUGGCCAUUGGCCUUCUACCAAGAUUAAAGGUGCUUCAUCUGACUGGAAAUAAUCUGCAUACACUUCCGCUUGAUAUGGCUGGGCCUAAUACUCCCCAUGGUGAUCUAGCACCAAUGUCCAGUGAAUUGUUUCAGACUCUUGAAGUGCUGAUGCUGGAUGAUAAUAAACUGUCUUCUUGUGUCUUCAGAGGUCUUUCAAAUCUUAAAAGGCUUCAGCAUUUAAAUCUAGAAGGAAACGCCAUCUCUGAAGUCCCUUACCCUCAGCCGACACCAAUGCUACAGGUGCCAGUCUGCUCUGAUUCCCAAGGGAACCAACAGAAACAGUUAAAUAUAGAGACUGAUAUGGAAUCACCACAGUUGGAAGAUGUUGAAGAUUUCUCUCCACCAUUUCCAGAGCUUCGCUAUCUGAACCUAGCUAGCAAUAAGAUAUUUGAAGAAGAGGCAUUGUUGGCUGUAGCAUUGCUUCCUCUGCUUAGUGAGCUUGUUAUCCACUCAAACCCACUGACUACUCAGAGGAGUGGUGACCCACCAAUGUUGACCUGGUUUCUUCAAGACAGACUUGGUAUUAAAAUAAGGUGUAAGAAGUCAGAUAAUAAUGUAAAGCCACAUCUUGUGCUCCCUGUCAACCUUAAAAGAAAGGUAAAAACCAAAAUCCCAAAGGUACUAAAGGUUUCCUUGAUCACAGAGGCCUUGUCUGCUCCAGAAUUCCCUUCUAUAGACAGUGGUACUGAACAACAAACCAGAUCACAGCCAUCAGAUAUCAAGUGCACUGAGGAGAAUGUCACUAUUUCCAGUGUUUCAGAACCUUUGGAAUGGGAAAAUGCAGAAAUCCACAGCGAGACUCAGCAAAAUGAAGAACCAUUCUUUGAAACAGAGGUAAAUGAUUUGCUUGGACCUGAGUAUCAGGACAAAACAGAACAGUCAGCAGACAGCACACAUCUUGGGAGAAAUGAUGCAAAACAAUGCCCAGAUAAACUCCUUGGUUAUGAAGCCCUACUAGAUGAUAACUUGGAGUUAGACAGGCCCAAGCCUGGUGGAAUCCAGCAGACCGUGAGAGCCCUGGAGUACACUCUGAAGAACUUGCUUGUGUACAGAGAUUCCAAAGCAAAUCUUGAUCAUCUACAGAGACCAUAUAAGGAACAACCAAAAAGAAUCAAGAAUUUGCUUCCUGCAAAACCACAAAAACCAAAAGGGGAGAAAGUUAAAGAAAUUCUCACAGAAAUGAAGGAAAGAAAAACAAUCAGUGAAGUCCCUCUGGAGGAAGUUCUUCGAGGCAAAGAUAUAUACAGGAAUGAAUAUAAAAAGGCGCUGAUGUUACUGAAAGAUAUGAAGAGCAAGUACAAGAUGAUCCACUUGAAAUCAAUGGAGCAAGCAAAACAAAUUGAGAGCCACUAUAGAACUUCUAGGGGAAUAAAUCCAUUAACAUGAAUUAAAACUAUAAUCAUGGAUCAGUAAAACCAUUUAUUUAUAUUUUAUUUGUAUUUUGCUGGUCCAACAACUUUUUUUAUUAUUAUUAUUUUUUAUUUAUACCGCAGUAUUUAUACCUGAUAGACACACCAUGGUAUCACAAUGUGUUGAUUAAUCUUCUAUAACAUCAGCUUUGAUUGUAAUGACAGAUGCAAAACAAAUCAUCUUCUUUUAAUAUAUCAUCUACUACACAUGGACAUGUAUGUCAGAUGCUCCACAUAAACAAAUUUUUAAAUGGGUGUAAUACUGUGAUUUUUUUUUUUUGUGAGGAAACAUUAAUGUAAAAUUUUUGAGAGGGGGUUUUAGUGUUUACAUUACAUUUGUGUUUAC
Molecule: messenger RNA, 2445 nt
Organism: Hemibagrus wyckioides
Lineage: Eukaryota; Metazoa; Chordata; Actinopteri; Siluriformes; Bagridae
Gene: xrra1
Product: X-ray radiation resistance associated 1
Exons: 17
Coding region: 97-2076 (659 amino acids)
Cellular component (GO): nucleus
Molecular function (GO): protein binding
Source: RefSeq, a predicted model, not a curated record